CCACCGGAGCUUGGCCUGGCGAGGAGGCCGGCUGGCCAGGGCCCGGGUGGGGGGACCCAGACAGCCCCGCAGUGGCGGCAGGCACCAGGAGGGGGUGGCCUGGGUGCCAGGGAGGGCGGGGGACGGACGGAGAGGAGGCGGAGGCAGGGGCCGGGCUGCGCGAGUGUGGAGGCAGGCGCACCGCCGCCCCUGGGCUGGGCGCGGAGGCCGGGCGGGGGCGGGCCGCGCGUCGGGCGCCGGGCCCGGGGCUGUGGGCACUGUGCCCAGCCCCCGGCGCACGCCGACCGCCGCCGCCGCCGCCGCUGCUGCAGUCGGCAUCCAUCAGCGGGCGGGGGUGUCGCGAACAGGCUGCUCCGCAGAACCCGCCGCGGCCCGCGCGCCGCCCCGCCCCGCGGCCUGCCGGGCCCGAGGAGCCGAGGGGCCGCCCCUCGCCCAGCCUCCCGAGAUGGGGACCCCCAGGCCCAGGCGUGCUGGUCACCAUGACAACAGAGACAGGCCCCGAAUCUGAGGUGAAGAAGGCUCAGGAGGAGGCCCCACAACAGCCUGAGGCUGCUGCUGCUGUGACCACCCCUGUGACCCCCGCAGGCCACGGCCACCCAGAGGCCAACUCCAAUGAGAAGCAACCGCCCCAGCAGGACGCUCGGCCUGCUGAACAGAGUCUAGACAUGGAGGAGAAGGACUACAGCGAGGCCGAUGGCCUAUCAGAGAGGACCACGCCCAGCAAGGCCCAGAAAUCACCCCAAAAGAUUGCCAAGAAGUACAAGAGUGCCAUCUGCCGAGUCACUCUGCUCGAUGCCUCUGAGUAUGAGUGUGAGGUGGAGAAGCAUGGCCGGGGCCAGGUGCUGUUUGACCUGGUCUGCGAGCACCUCAACCUCCUGGAGAAGGACUACUUUGGCCUGACCUUCUGCGAUGCUGACAGCCAGAAGAACUGGCUGGAUCCCUCCAAGGAAAUCAAGAAGCAGAUCCGGAGCAGCCCCUGGAAUUUUGCAUUCACAGUCAAGUUCUACCCCCCUGACCCAGCUCAGCUGACGGAAGACAUCACCAGGUACUACCUGUGCCUCCAGCUGAGGGCAGACAUCAUCACAGGCCGGCUGCCCUGCUCCUUUGUCACACACGCCCUGCUGGGCUCCUAUGCUGUGCAGGCAGAGCUGGGCGACUAUGAUGCCGAGGAACAUGUGGGCAACUACGUCAGUGAGCUCCGCUUUGCUCCUAACCAGACCCGGGAGCUGGAGGAGAGGAUCAUGGAGCUGCACAAGACAUAUAGGGGCAUGACCCCGGGAGAAGCAGAGAUCCACUUCCUUGAGAAUGCCAAGAAGCUUUCCAUGUAUGGAGUUGAUCUGCACCAUGCCAAGGACUCUGAGGGCAUUGACAUCAUGUUAGGUGUCUGUGCCAAUGGUCUGCUUAUUUACCGGGACCGGCUGAGAAUCAACCGAUUUGCCUGGCCCAAGAUUCUUAAGAUCUCUUACAAGAGGAGUAACUUCUAUAUUAAGAUCCGGCCUGGGGAGUACGAGCAGUUUGAGAGCACGAUUGGCUUUAAGCUCCCAAAUCACCGGUCAGCCAAGAGACUGUGGAAGGUCUGCAUUGAGCAUCACACGUUCUUCCGGUUGGUGUCCCCUGAGCCUCCACCAAAGGGCUUCCUGGUGAUGGGCUCCAAGUUCCGGUAUAGUGGGAGGACCCAGGCACAGACCCGCCAAGCCAGUGCCCUCAUUGACAGGCCUGCACCCUUCUUUGAGCGUUCUUCCAGCAAACGGUACACCAUGUCCCGCAGCCUUGAUGGAGCAGAGUUCUCCCGCCCGGCCUCAGUCAGUGAAAACCAUGAUGUAGGGCCUGAUGGUGACAAGCGGGAGGAGGAUGCAGAGUCCGGGGGACGGCGGUCAGAGGCUGAGGAAGGAGAGGUCAGGACCCCCACCAAGAUCAAGGAGCUAAAGCCGGAGCAGGAAACCACGCCGAGACACAAGCAGGAGUUCUUGGACAAGCCAGAGGAUGUCCUGCUGAAGCACCAGGCCAGCAUCAAUGAACUCAAGAGGACCCUGAAGGAGCCCAACAGCAAACUGAUCCACAGGGAUCGAGACUGGGAGCGGGAGCGCAGGCUGCCAUCCUCACCUGCCUCCCCCUCCCCCAAGGGCACUCCUGAGAAGGCCAACGAGAGAGCAGGGCUGAGGGAGGGAUCGGAAGAGAAAGUCAAACCACCACGUCCCCGGGCCCCAGAGAGUGACACAGGAGAUGAGGACCAGGACCAGGAGAGGGACGCAGUGUUCCUGAAAGACAACCACCUGGCCAUAGAGCGCAAAUGCUCCAGCAUCACGGUCAGCUCCACAUCCAGCCUGGAGGCUGAGGUGGACUUCACGGUUAUUGGUGACUAUCAUGGCAGCGCCUUCGAAGACUUCUCUCGCAGCCUGCCUGAACUCGACAGAGACAAAAGCGACUCUGAAACUGAGGGCCUGGUGUUCUCCCGGGAUCUCAAGGGGCAGGAUGAUGAGUCUGGGGGCAUCGAGGACAGCCCGGAUCGAGGGGCUUGCUCUACCCCGGAUAUGCCCCAGUUUGAGCCAGUGAAAACAGAAACCAUGACUGUCAGCAGCCUGGCCAUCAGAAAGAAGAUUGAGCCAGAGGCCAUGCUGCAGAGCAGGAUCUCCACUGUGGACCAUACCCAGGUUGAUGGGAGUGCCCCAAUGGGGAAGGAGUUCAUGACAACCACCCCCUCCAUCACUACGGAGACCAUAUCCACCACUAUGGAGAACAGUCUCAAGUCCGGGAAGGGGGCAGCUGCCAUGAUUCCAGGCCCACAGACGGUGGCCACGGAAAUCCGUUCUCUUUCUCCGAUCAUCGGGAAAGAUGUCCUCACCAGCACCUACGGCGCCACCGCGGAAACCCUCUCAACCUCCACCACCACCCAUGUUACCAAAACUGUGAAGGGAGGAUUUUCUGAGACAAGGAUUGAGAAGCGAAUCAUCAUUACUGGGGAUGAAGAUGUGGACCAAGACCAGGCCCUGGCUUUGGCCAUCAAGGAAGCCAAGCUACAGCAUCCUGACAUGCUGGUAACCAAAGCUGUCGUAUACAGAGAGACAGACCCAUCCCCCGAGGAGAGAGACAAGAAGCCACAGGAAUCCUGACCUCCGUGAAGGGGUGCUGGCAUGUCUGGUCCAACCCACGCCAGAAAACCAUUAAGAAGGGGCCUUCAAUCUGGAUUCUCCGACACCAACACUCAUGUCCCAGCUGCAACGUACUGUCACUGAUGAGAGACUGGGAAGGGAAAGCAUAUAUAUAUAGAUAUAUAUAGAUAUAGAUAUAUAUACAGGAAACACCGCGUCCUUGCACUGCUGCUGGGGCUGGCGGAGCAGUCGGCCGACAGCAACAACCAACAUCUGCCACAACCUACAUUUCCUUUGCAGACAAAUUGAAUAAUUGGUGGGAUUUUUCAGGAAAAAAAAAUGACAACAACCAUAAUCCCUUCCUCUCCAUGUUCUGCAAACCGCAAAAGCAAGCCAGACCACGAUGAUUGUAGAAGUUCCAUUCAACCCUGGUUGUGCACAGUCCAGUUCGUGGACAAGCGUUCCAUUUGUUCUUCUCCAUCAUCUGUUGCCCCCUCAAAUGCAAAGGAAAACAGUCACGCAGCCAAGCAAGAGAAGUCGCAGCAGCAAGUCACACACAGGCAACCAUUCUCCAAGAAGGAAAGAAAGAAAAUCUCCCACUUGGAAAAGAGGAGCAGGAACACUGGAUUAUUGUUUUCUGGGUCUUGACACUGGGCUGCAAAAUCCACCUUCUUUUCUUCCGCCUCCCCUCAUCCUCAACUCUCACACGUCUUGUCGUCAUUUUUUUUGUCUCGGCUCCCUCCUGCCCCUAUCCUGCCCCAUCUCCCCCUCUGUGUCCUGGUCCUGCUGAGGGCCACUGCAGAUGACUCUCAUUUGAAACAAGAAAAAGAAAAGAAGAGAAAGCAAGAACAGAAAAUGAAGCCGCGGGAAGGGAAGUAGACAUUGUAUGUUUCUGGUUUCUCUUGAUGAAGGUGCAGCUCGUAGGAGAUUUGUAUGGAUGUGCUUUUAAGUUAUGUAUAUUACA
This is a messenger RNA of Marmota flaviventris (yellow-bellied marmot), 4053 nucleotides long. The record is from RefSeq and is a predicted model, not a curated record. NCBI's taxonomy places the organism in Eukaryota, Metazoa, Chordata, Mammalia, Rodentia, Sciuridae.